GAGCAGCAGCGUGGCAGCCGGGCAGCGGCCCGACUCGUACGUCCCAGGUCGACGGUCCAAGUCAGUCCGCCGUGCGAAACAUGGACGCCGUGGAGAUAAAUACGUCGGGUCCGCCGCAGGGCGAGGACGCGGUCGCGCCCGCCGUGAAGAUAUGCCGCGUCUGCCUGCUCGACAACCCGAUGAUGCGCGACCUCUUCGUGGAGAGCGAGGUCGCGUCCCUCUCGGCGAAGGCGAUGAGCUUCGCCAACGUUAAGAUGUUACCAGGCGACGGUCUACCGGCACAGGUGUGCUGCGUGUGCGCCGACAAGUUGGAGUCGGCGUAUGAGUUUAAGUUGCAAGUGGAGCAGGCCGAUAAUGUUCUACGGGAGAGGCUCGUUGGAGGGAUAAUAAAGGAGGAGUUGUUUCUCAAUGAGGUCGAGAUACACUUGGACGCCGAGAGGAGCGACGGUUUGGACGAGAUGAAUGUCGGCGCGGAUUACGAGACCACCGCCGCGCUGCCAGAAGAGUCGGUGGGUGACAAGAACAGCUUUCUGAAAAGUCACCUAAUGAUUUUGGAAGCUGAAAAGUUGGCGGAGACAGAUGGCGUGCAACAAGAUCCAGAAGAGGAUAAUCCGCAAGUGAUCAUGCAGGAGAGCAUCGCGGACGAAUUGCAGCAGGAAUUGGCCAGUGCGGAAGACAACGAUAUGUCGGAUGCUAUUGACGAUUUUAGAAACGACGGACCCUCCGGCGACGAGAAUAUCAUUCGUAGUUGCACAGAUGCAAUUCCAACGGAGGAACAUGAUUAUAUUAUGCAGCAACAGUGCAUACUGUCCGCUGAGCAACUGUCCUUGCAUAAAGAUAUGCAGAGGGGUGUACCGAAACUUGAACAAGUGGACGCAGUGGAAUGCCAAGAGACACCAUCCGAGCAAGACCGAGAGGCGCCAUCCGAGGAGAAUCAGGAGAUUCAGGCUGAGCAAAACGAGGAGAUGCAAGCUGAGCAAAUUCAAGAGGUUUCAGCUCAAGAAAUCCACGAGGCUCAGAUCGAGCAGAACAAAGAGGCUCGAGUUGAACUAAAGCAGGAGGCUCUGCAGGAAAGUCAAGUUGAACAAAAUCAAAAUGACACGAAGGAAAAAUUCUUCGAGGAAGAUGCACCCCAAGCUGACGAGCCAGUAGUGGAACAGGAAUCGUCCCAAAACGAAACUAGACGAAGUAAACGUAGAUUGGCUCGUCGCACGUUCGCCGAGCGGGAUUCCGACGAGGAGAAUUACUUUGAAAAUCUGAAUCUCAGUUCUCGAUUGAAGAAAGCACAGGCGGACAAGGCGGAGAAGAUCUUUUUCAUGUGCUACCUGUGCGACAAACAGUUUCUGUCGAAGAGCGUCCUGAAGGAGCAUAUGCAUUCCCACGAAGAGGUGAGAAAGACGCUGUCCCUGAAGAAAACGCCGGAGAAACCGCAGAAGGCGCAGACCAGCGUUUCCGCCGUGAAAACGCCACCAUCCGGGAAGAAAGCCAACAAGUGCCCUUAUUGUGGUAAAGAGUAUCUGUACAUAAAUUCGUUUACUAAGCACAUUAAGCAACACGAGCGAGAGCGGGAGGAGGCGAAGGAGGAUCCGAUGCCGCUCGAGGUAUCGUUCCACGAGGACGAGCUCAGUCUGGACUUCGAUAACGGCAAUAGAUCGGACGGCGAGAGCAGGAAGCGAAAACGGGGAAGCGCAGUCGACGACGCCGCGAGCGACAGCGAUCAGGACAGGAGAAGAAAGCGCGGUCACGUCGAGGAGUUUGCGUGCGACAAGUGUACGGAAAGAUUCGACACGAAGCGAGGCUUGCAGAAGCACUCGCUCGCGCAUGUUACCUUCAAGUGCAGCGUGUGCGACGAGGAGUACGACACUCUGGAACGACUGAGAAAUCACCGUACGAAGCACGUGGUCGAGGGUGUGCUUUCCGAGCAGGAUUUGGAGGAGGACGUGAAACAGAUGACGGCGAGGACCGUCGAGAACCACGGCGAGGACAACGGGAACGUCAAGGACGAGGAGAGCAGCGGUGAUUUUGUCGAAAAUACGAAGGAGCUGAAGUGUCCGACGUGCUCGAUGACAUUCUCGCGCAAGAAAACGCUCUCCAGACACAUCGAGAUGACGCACCCCGCGCGCUCCUACGAAUGCAAGAUAUGCUGCCAACAAUUCACGCGGAAGGAUCUCCUGCGCAGACACGCCGAGCAGCACGCGCGGGUGAAAACCUACAAGUGCACCCAGUGCAACAAGACCUUCGGCAACGAGCUCACGCUGAGAAAUCACCUAGUUGCCACGAAUCACAAGACAUUCGUACACGGACAGGAAUACGAUCCGAACAAGCGUAUAAAGCGCGUGGCGGCGAGAGCGGCGCAGAAGAUCAUCGACAAGAUCAAGACGGAGGACGGUCUCGAGGAUUACGACGAAGAUAACGACGACAAUAUCGAUUACGAUGCCAAACUGGACGGGCAUUAUCGCCGUAGGCGCGACUCCACACCAAAGAAGUACAGCCAUAGGAAGGAGUUCGAGUGCGCGACCUGCAACAAGAGAUACAGCUCGAAGCAGGCGUUGACGAAGCACAUGGAGCAACAUGUGAAGGAGGAGAAAGCGGAGAAGGCGGCGGAGAAGGCGGCGGAGAAGCUGAAGAAGGCCGCUCUGGAGAAGAAGGAAGUGCAGAGGGCGAGCAACGUGGGCGCGGACAACGAUGACGACGAUAACGACUCCGACUUCGAGAGCGGCCUCGACUGGCCGAUGGACAAUCACGAGUGCAGCACGUGCAAGAAGCGAUACAGCACGAAGAAGUCGCUGCUGCGCCACCAGCUGCUGCACGAGGAGCCGAACUUCGAGUGCGACAUCUGCAACGUCAAGUUCUACCGCAAGGACAAGCUGAAGGCGCACUACGACAAGUGCUCGGAGAAGAAUCCCGAUCAGGUGAGGAAGUGCAACAUCUGCGGCGACAGCUUCGAGAACAACGAGAUGCUGCGCGAGCACAGGGCCAAGCACGUCACCGAGGGUAUCUUAACGGAGGAGGAUCUGAGGGACAUCGAGCCGAGAUCCGAGGAGAAGAAAUCGGGCGAGAAGAUCGGCCGGAAGAGGCGGACCGACAUCGUCGGGCUCGAGUGCACCGAAUGUAACAAACAGUACACCUCCAGGAAGGGCCUGCUGCGGCACAUUCAGGUUCACGAGGGCAAGAAGUACCUGUGCGACAUAUGCCCGAAGAAGUUCUACCGGCGGGAGCACCUGAAGAUCCACGUGGCCAAGCACAACAUGGUCAAGCCGUACAAGUGUACCCGCUGCACGAAGCGCUUCAUCAAGGAGGAGCAGCUCAACAAUCAUCUGCCCAAGCACGAUCGCACGUUCAAGAAGAGCAAGGAGACCGACAGCUCGAAGAGAUUCCUCUGCGAGAUCUGCAGCAAGAGCUUCACGCAGUCGACGACGCUGAUAGCGCAUCUGCGCGCGCACAACGGCAUCAAGCCGUUCGUCUGCGAGGUCUGCUCCAGGCCGUUCACCACCAACGCCUACCUGAAGAUGCACAUGCGCACGCACACGCAGGAACGUCCGUACAUCUGCCAGUACUGUUCGCGUGCGUUCGCGCGCGCCGACACCCUGGCGAAUCAUCUGACGUCGCACACCGGCGAGGCCAAGUACCACUGCAAGUGCUGCCCGAAGAACUUCCGGCGAUUGAAAUCGCUGAAGGAGCACAUGUUUAUUCAUACGGGUCAACGGCCGUACGAGUGUCCGACUUGCGACAGGAAGUUCAACAAUAACGGCAGCCGCUACGCGCACAGCAAGCGCUGCAAGCAGAAUCUUUUGCAGAACCAGAACCGGGCGCAGCAAAUACAGAUUCAGACGCAGCAGCAGCAGCAACAGCAGCAGCAGCAGCAGCAGCAACAGCAGCCGCAACCGCAGCAAAUACAGAUACAGGUGCAGCCGCAACCGCAUCCAGUCAGGUUGCAUCAAACCGCAAUCGGGGCACAAGUGGUCAAGGCACAGAACAUCAAAACGAUCGCUAUAGCGAGGCAAGCCGACCCCACCACGGUGACGACGCAGCAAGUUAUGCAGCAUCAGGAGAUACUGAUGCCUCUAAUCCUGCCGCUUACCGUCACCCUCGCUGACGUAGGCGAAGAGGUAAUAAUACCUGAGGGUACAAAGAUAUUCACCACCUCUUAAUCGAGCCAUCUCUUUCUCGUGCUUGAUAAUAAUAAUAAUAAUGGAAAAGAAGGGAUGCUUUCGUAAGGAUGAAAGCGUAUCGAGACGAUACGUUUCUUGAUCUGAACGAUCAGAACGAAUUUUGCGACAUCCUGUGAAUGUCGUUUUCAUUCCCACAAUUCCGAGAAACGCACGGGAAAAUCCGGAAAUGAUAAUUCGCGACAAAGUAGCUCAUAUUAUUGAGGGAUUUUUCUUGCAUUGGAUAAGAAAGGAUACUACGAUGUGCUCCACUAGCUGUACGAUAAAUACGUGAAUUUAACAGAAGGGAGUAUCAUUUUCGAUUAUGUACGAAACGUUAUAUUGAAGUUUAUUUUUGCAACGGUGACGGCAUUAAUAAUGCGAUAUAUGUAUAAUUUAUCUGGAAGUUUUAGAUAUACGUAUCUUUCCAUAAUAAUAUAUAUUAUCUGGAAAUGAAUAGCGUAAACGUUUUUGACAAAUCAUGGAAAGACGAGAGAGAGGCGCAGAUGUCUUUGUCAUGAAUGUGUGUUGUACAUGUAAUAUAGAUAGAUUUUCUUUAAGAGACAUGAUAUAUGGAUAAGAGAGUAGCUUUUAAAUACUUAAAGCUUAAUGUAUUAAAUACUAUUAGCUUUACUUUCACUUAGUUCGUUCUUCCAAGAGAUCUUUCUUCGUUUUUCUUUAAUCGAAUACUUCCAUUUUCAUACAAGAAUUCGUUCGCAAACAACUUGAAUGUUCUAAAUCUGUCGACGCUAUCAUUUACUUUUACUUUACGAUAGAGGAUUGUUAUAACACAUGUAAUUGCAUAAUUAUAUAUAAUUAUAUGUGUAUAUGUUUAUAAUACAUGUAUAACUUUAUAUGCAUAUAUACAUAUAUUAUAAUUACAUGAUAAUUAUAAUAAUUUUAUCUAGACGUUACACUGAUCUUAAAUAAUGAAUGACAUAUAAGAGACUUUUAGUUUUCUUCUCUGAGAAACUGGAUUUGUAAUUUUUGUUUAAUAUUGCGUAUGUAUAAUAUGUUAUUAUUGAUUCUUGUAGAAAGAAUGUCUUAAGCGAUGUUGUGUAAUGUCGUCUUCUGGAAUUCGCACGAAAUCUUAGUCCUCAUAUAUUUAAAAUAUCAAACAGUUUAUACAAGAAUCUCUAAAAUUACAUAUUGCAAUCAAUUUAGUAAUUUUUUUUCCAUUAAAGCAUACAGCAGCAAAAUGAAGAUCCUAAAAAUUAUAAAUUUUAUAAUAGUUAAGUUUUUAUGCAAUUGUGCUCUUACACACAUAAUAUUAAUUCGUGUCUGCAUAACAAUUGUAAAAUUAGUACGAAACUAAACCACAUGUAUAAAUAUAUCAUAUAAACGUUGUUAUCAUAUGUAUCAGACAUGAUUCUUUAUUCUUAUUACUUAGUUUUUGUUGUAAUAAAUAAAGUAUUUGUUCUAAUCUUA
Molecule: messenger RNA, 5576 nt
Organism: Wasmannia auropunctata (little fire ant)
Lineage: Eukaryota; Metazoa; Arthropoda; Insecta; Hymenoptera; Formicidae
Product: zinc finger protein 808-like
Exons: 3
Coding region: 81-4151 (1356 amino acids)
Biological process (GO): regulation of transcription by RNA polymerase II; cell fate commitment
Cellular component (GO): cytoplasm; nucleus
Molecular function (GO): RNA polymerase II cis-regulatory region sequence-specific DNA binding; histone deacetylase binding; zinc ion binding
Source: RefSeq, a predicted model, not a curated record